GAUCGAACUUGACCAGUGACUCCCAACACGGUUAGACACGAAGACGGAAAAGCGCGAGGCCUCGAGUAGGGAAUGUACAGCUUCAAAUUGGCUCAGCCAUUGCGGCAGUUGCUACAAAGUUCGAGCUGCGUACGACAUAACCUAUCCUGCCCGCAUCGCCGAUACAUAUCGGUAUUCCUUUCCAACGAACCAGGAAGUAGUAAACCGGUGAAAGUGAAACAUCCCCCACUCACGACCCUUGACCCUCGAUCUCUCUCACCUCACGACUUCCGCGACGUAUCCAACCAACAAGUCUUCCUUUUUCCUGGCGUCAAAAGAACAUUUAUUCACUAUGAACGUAAACGAAGAUCAGGGAAGAGCUUCUACAUUCCUUUCCCAGAAAAAACCGCAGGUUAUUUGUAUUACUGGACACAUCCCAACCUACCACCUACCUCGGGGCAGAUUCGGUUUCGUAUAAUGAACACCAGCGAUCCGCAAAGCUUCAAUAGCGGAAGAGAUUUCUGUCUCCCCUCGGGGACUCCAUGGUACAUAUCCCUGGCAUACCUCUCCGGAAAGAAGAGCUUCCAAGGCGUUUGCGAUAUCCUAGUGCGAGAUGGGCUCGUCGUGCGCGACACGAUUGAACAGCUACGCCCGUUUUCGGAGACCGUGGGACACAUGCCGCGACAGGCAACUCUUCUCACGUCGCCGGACGAGAUAUUUCCCUUGUGCCUCCCGCAGGUCACUCCCGUAAUAUAUCUUGCUGCUGGGAAGGUGAAACGAGCCCAAAGGUUGCUUUUUAGACUUAAACAGAACGAAGAAAUAUCAAAAUUAGUAGAGCCUGGAAAGCAAGUCCUCGCUCUUGUGAAGUUUGAGUUUCCCCGGAAGUAUGCAAGAAAUUCCUGGUAUCCAGACUUCCGUAUAGUUGGCGUCUACGCGAAUGAUAGGCUUAUUACGACUGGGGCACCUUCAUUGAUAAAAACUCAUUCAAUUUAUCCUCGUUCUGAGUUCGUAGCUUGGUGCAAGGAGUUCCAGCAGACAUAAAAUCCAAUGCGAGGUAGUCACAUUACGUGUAAUUUCUCAAAUGGGUUCUCAAGACUGUACUCAAGGUUACCAUUCGCAGGCUGUUUGUUCUACCACAAGCCCAGAUCGUCGGAUUCCACCGCAAACAUGGUCAGCUUGUACCUUGUACCAGUACUGCUAAAACGAUAGAAAAUAUCUGCACAGGAUAAAUUACACGUACUGUUGAAAUUCUGAGAUUUAGCUUCAUGCUGCGACGUAUAUGUACCGUCUACAAAGCAAUAAGAAUAAAAGAAAGUCUGCUUUCGGGCCGGAUUACCGUGUCACAUCAUGACCAAAGGUGACAGUAGCGUGA
This is a messenger RNA of Desarmillaria tabescens, 1351 nucleotides long. RefSeq lists its product as uncharacterized. Lineage: Eukaryota; Fungi; Basidiomycota; Agaricomycetes; Agaricales; Physalacriaceae. Bases 73 to 1020 code for a protein of 315 amino acids. The transcript is spliced from 3 exons. The record is from RefSeq and is a predicted model, not a curated record.